AUGCAGCGACUCUGGGACGAGUAUAACGAUGUACAAACUAAAUUAGAAAUGCUCAAUGAGGCCGAGGCCAUUGACAGGGAUUCUUUUGAAACGGCCUAUUUUGAUUUAUCAGCUAAGAUGCGGGAUUUACUAAGAGCUUCGUCUGCGACACCUACCGUUGCGGCGUCCUUGCCGGGAACUUCAGCAAAUAAUUCAGGGCUAUCGGAGCCUUUUAGUACCAUUCGAUUGCCAAAGAUUGAUAUACCCAAAUUUUCCGGGAAAUACGAUGAAUGGUUCCCCUUUCGCGACUCAUUUAUCUCAAUCAUACACACGAACCCUACGCUCCGUGAUAUUAAUAGGCUACAAUACUUGAGAGCCGCGUUAUCGGGAGAUGCAAUUUCGGUGUUAAGUUCGCUCGAAAUUUCGGACGCCAAUUACGAGGUUGCAUGGAAUCUUCUCAAACGUAGAUACGAUGACAAAAGGGCAAUAGUUCAUAGCCACAUAGGAUCAAUUCUAGAUCUGCCGGUAAUGACAAAGGAGAACGCCUCCGAAUUACGGCAAAUCACCGAUGGCGCAAAUCGUCAUGUACAAGCUCUAACCGCUUUAAAACGCCCGAUCAACGCGUGGGACGAUCCUUUGGUUUACAUUAUCAGUUCCAAAUUAGAUACGAAUACGUCACGCGAAUGGGAAUCGUCCUUGGAGGACUCAGAAUUGCCAACAUUAAAGAAAUUAUUCGAUUUUCUGUCACAUCGAUGCCGAGUUCUCGAGGCUACCAGCAAAUCCGGUACUAGCUCGCGUUCUCAGCCACAUGGUAAGCAAAAGGUAUCGUGCAAUGGUGCCACCAAUACGAAUUGCGAAUACUGUAAAGCCGCGCACUUGAUUUAUCGAUGCCCUCAAUUUCUGGCACUUCCCAUUGCUAAACGAAUAGCAGAAGCUCGCACUCGUAAAAUAUGUCUGAAUUGCUUGAGAUCAACAGCUCACACCGCGAAUAAAUGCACGUCAGGGGGUUGCAAAACUUGCACCCGUAAACAUAACACAUUGCUACACUUACAGACCACGGGUUCAGAACAAGCCGUGUCAAGCGGUGAAAAGAAUAAUGAUAAAGACACUGCGGCGCCAGCCGCUCCGGACGCUAUCACUGCUCAUACAUCUAGCGUAUCGGACGGUAAAUCCAUAUUAUUAUCAACCGCCGUUGCCUUAGUUUGUGCCGCAGACAGAUCACAAAAACCUUGUCGAAUCCUCUUAGAUUCGGGAUCACAAGUUAACCUCAUUUCUCGGAAAUGUCUCAAUAGUUUACGUUUGAACCCUCGUUCCGUUAGCAUGUCCAUAUCAGGCAUAAAUGGCACAGCUACGCGUUCCACAGAAGCGGUUCAUGUAAAACUACAGUCGCGACUAAAUUCAUUUUCCGUUACGCUCGAUUGCAUAGUAACUAAUCGCGUAACCGAUAGCGUUCCCGCUUUCAGCAUGAAAAAAUCGGCGUUUAACUUACCGCAAAACAUUGAGUUAGCCGAUCCUAAUUUUAACGUAUCCUCGGAUAUUGACAUUCUUGUCGGCGCGGAAGUUUUUUGGACUCUCUUAUGCGUGGGUCAAAUCAAGGCCUCUUUAAACCAUCCAACGUUACAGAAAACGAGAUUCGGUUGGAUCAUGGGUGGUCGUAUGGGCACGCGCGUCUCGCAAAAUCAGAAAGCAAUCGUUCUUCACACUACUAUAAGCAACGACGAAUUACAUAAUCAGCUUCAACGAUUUUGGCGAAUUGAGGAUAUUCCCAACAAUCCUAACAAUUAUACCUCCGAGGAACAAGACUGCGAAAGAUACUUUUUAGAGACUGUUACUCGCGAUUCUCAAGGACGAUACGUUGUUAAAUUGCCUUUAAAAGAAGGUUGGGCACACAGCCUCGGGCAUUCUAGAGGAAUUGCAUUGGAUCGUUUUCGCGCAUUAGAAAGGCGUCUCGACCGCGACCCUACUUUAAAAGCGCUUUACUCUGAAUUCAUGGAGGAGUACAUCGCGUUAGGGCACAUGGAACUAAUAAACGAGCAAUCGCCGAACGAACAGGGUGUCUAUUAUAUACCUCAUCAUUGUGUUUUCAAACAAACCACUGAGGGACCCAAAAUACGCGUAGUUUUUAAUGCCUCAUGCAAAACUGAUACCGGAUUUUCUCUGAAUGAUCUCAUGCUCGUCGGUCCUGUUGUUCAGCAGGAUCUCGCAUCCAUACUUCUCCGUUUUCGCAUUCAUAAGGUCGUUCUCGUGGCCGAUAUAACAAAAAUGUAUCGACAAGUGCGGCUUCACCCUUCUCAAACGCGAUUACAUAGAAUCUUUUGGCGUAAGGAUAAUAAUUCAAACAUUGAAGUCUAUGAAGCGAUGACCGUCACCUACGGAACCGCGGCAGCCGCUUUCGUUGCCACAAAUACAAUAAAACACCACGCAAAGCAACGUGCGCAACAAUAUCCUCUCGGUUCACUGUGCGUUAUACGAGAUUUUUAUGUUGACGAUAUGCUCACGGGCGCUGAAACGAUUGAAGAUGCACUCGAGAUUCGCGAUCAGACUAUACAAUUACUCAGAGAAGCGUCGUUCGAACUCAGUAAGUGGGGAUCCAAUUGCCCCGAACUGCUGUCAGGCGUAAGCCCCCGCGGAGACAAGAUUGUAUCAUUUCAAACGGAUAGCGAUGUUCGUAUUUUGGGCAUUCUCUGGGAUCAGGAUGGUGAUUUUUUCCGAUUCUCUUAUCAACCCAGUCUCGUUUCCGGUCCCGUGACUAAACGCUUGAUAUUAUCCGAGGUAUCACGAUUGUUUGACCCACUAGGUUUGCUAGGUCCCAUCAUUGUAAUUGCAAAACUCGUAUUACAGGAUCUCUGGCAAUCAGGCCUUGAUUGGGAUGAGUCAGUGCCUCAGGAUACUCACACUAAAUGGCUGCAGCUCAAACUACAGCUACCCGACAUUAAGCAGCUACAGAUUCCUCGCUGUGUUAAAGAUUGUACUCAUAGUCAGGACUUUGAUUUGCACGGAUUUUGCGACGCCAGUCAGCGCGCUUACGGUGCAUGCUUAUACGUUCGCACUAAGACAGGACAACAUAAAUACAAGUCUGUUCUGCUCUGCUCCAAAUCUCGAGUCGCUCCGCUCAAGGCAGUGUCUCUUCCGCGAUUAGAAUUGUCAGCCGCUUUGUUACUUGCCCAAUUAAUCGACAAAGUCAAGGCAUCUUUUAGUAUAUCUAACGCGAAUAUUACCCUAUGGUCGGAUUCCACCAUAUCUCUAAAUUGGAUCUCCUCUCCGUCACGCAAAUGGUUGCCUUUCGUCGCAAAUCGUGUCGGUGAAAUUCAAAGGCUAACCGAACCGCGUCAAUGGCGUCACGUGGCAUCAUCCGAUAAUCCAGCGGACGUAUUGUCACGAGGAAUGCUCCCUAAUGAGCUAACACAGUCACAUAUGUGGUGGAACGGACCCCCGUUUCUGCAAUUACCCGAACAGCAAUGGCCUAAUAGCGAAUUUGUCUUACUCAAUGAAAUUCCCGAACAAAGGAAAAUUUGUGCCGUUGCUGCACCCUCAUAUCCUAACGUCAUUGUUGACCUACUUAACAAGUUCUCUAAUAUAAACAAAAUUUGUCGCAUCGUCGCUUAUUGUCUUAGGGCAUUAACUCCCCAGAAUAAGAAAUCGUUGACUAUUUCUGUAUCGCCCAAGGAAAUGACUUAUUCGUUAAACGUAAUUUGUAGGGUCAUCCAAAAACAAUCCUUCGCAGAUGAAUAUGAUUCUUUAAUUAAUCACCGCGAAAUCAAGAAGACUAGCAAUCUUUUGUGUCUCUCCCCAUUCAUGGACGAGGACCGACUAAUUCGAGUAGGAGGAAGAUUGAAGAACUCUUCUCUUGCCUUCGACGCUCGUCAUCAGAUAGUAUUGCCGCGACAUCACGAUUUAUCUAAACGAAUAAUCGAAUUAGAACACGUCCGCAACAUGCAUUCGGGCGUACAAGCCACCAUGGCAGCAGUAAGACAAAGAUUCUGGCCGCUCUCUUUGAGGUCGGCAACGCGAAAGAUGAUUGCCAGUUGUGUGACCUGCUUUAGAGUAAAACCUAUCUCCUCUGAGGCAUUGAUGGGUUCCUUACCAGAGAGUCGCGUUACCGUAUCACGUCCGUUCACGCAUUGCGGAGUGGAUUACGCCGGCCCGAUAAUAUUGCGGGAGGGUAAGCGUCGUAACUCGCGUAAUCAUAAGGCGUACAUUUCCGUCUUCGUGUGCUUCGCGACUAAGGCGGUACACUUAGAGCUUGUUAGCGAUCUUACCACCGACGCGUUCAUCGCUGCUCUCAAGAGGCUUAUUUCGCGUAGGGGGAAACCGGAACGUAUCUACUCUGAUAACGCGACUAAUUUCGUUGGAGCUCAAAAGCAAAUAAAAGAAUUUUAUGAAUUCCUUAAGGCCGACAGUACUCGAAGUCCCAUAGAGCAUUUCUUACAUGAACAAAAAACUGAGUGGAGCUUUAUCCCCCCCAACGCUCCGCAUUUCGGUGGGCUAUGGGAGGCUGCGGUCAAAUCCGUUAAAUUUCACCUAGCACGCAUAAUAGGCAGCGCCCACUUGACUUUCGAGGAAAUGCAAACCGUUCUAUGUGAAAUAGAAGCAAUCUUGAAUUCGAGACCUAUCACUCCAUUAAGUUCGGAUCCCAAUGACAUGAAUUAUCUAAGUCCCGGGCACUUUCUGGUCGGGGCUCCGUUGAAUAGUUUUCCUACCUCGGAUUUAAAUGAUAUAAAUGUAAAUAAGUUAUUGCGUUGGCAAAUAAUUGAGCAAAUGCGUCAGCACUUUUGGCGUAGAUGGAGUCAGGAGUAUCUCAACACCCUGCAGCAAAGAAACAAAUGGCAGACUUCCAAGGGCCAGCAACUGGAAACGGGACAACUGGUCAUAAUAAAGCAGCAAGCGACAGCUCCCCUGCAAUGGCCAAUCGGACGCGUCCAGGAAAUACACAUCGGAUCUGAUGGUGUAGCGCGCUCGGCCACCGUUAAAACCAACAAGGGCUCUUAUGUUAGGCCGCUCACCAAAUUGGCCAUAUUACCUCUUUAA
Messenger RNA from Temnothorax curvispinosus, 5007 nucleotides. RefSeq lists its product as uncharacterized. The transcript has a single exon. The record is from RefSeq and is a predicted model, not a curated record. Bases 1 to 5007 code for a protein of 1668 amino acids. Gene Ontology annotation, biological process: DNA integration; proteolysis. Gene Ontology annotation, molecular function: aspartic-type endopeptidase activity; nucleic acid binding. NCBI's taxonomy places the organism in Eukaryota, Metazoa, Arthropoda, Insecta, Hymenoptera, Formicidae.